Molecule: messenger RNA, 3036 nt
Organism: Heterocephalus glaber (naked mole-rat)
Lineage: Eukaryota; Metazoa; Chordata; Mammalia; Rodentia; Bathyergidae
Gene: Nkapd1
Product: NKAP domain containing 1
Source: RefSeq, a predicted model, not a curated record
GAAGAAUUUCUCGGGAGCACGACUUCCGGUCUGUAAGGGAAGCCUCCUCCUUUUUCUCUCAGACCGCUUCCUCCCCACACCCCUGCCACUCGAGGCUGCGGCGCACGGACUCGGGUGAAGCUGCAGAGCUGCCUUUGAGCCCUGACUCAUUGGCUUCCUGGGUCGGAGGAGAUCUUGUAAUGGAGUGGUUCCUCGUCUCACACUAACAAGAUGCCUGAUUUCCUCAGGAUCGAGGGAUUGAAGAAUGUCCCGGGUUCCGCUGGGGAAAGUCCUCCUGAGAAAUGUCAUUCGGCAUACAGAUGCUCACAAUAAGAUCCAGGAAGAAUCAGAUAUGUGGAAAAUAAGAGAAAUAGAGAAACAGAUGGAAGAUACUUACCCAGAAACCAAAAGGAAAAUGUUACCCAGCAGUUCAAGUCGGAUGCGUAGCGAUGGUUUUGAUGAAGAAAGUCAGAGAGAAUACUGGAGGCCAAAGACUGAAAUUUCUGGGACACUGGAAGAUAAUUUUCUUAAGGCUAAGUCCUGGAACAAGAAGUUAUAUGAUUAUGAAGCUAACAUGCCAGACAGAUGGGGUCACAGUGGUUAUAAGGAGUUAUACCCUGAAGAAUUUGAAACAGACAGUAGUGAUCAGCAAGAUAUUACCAAUGGGAAGAAAACAUCUCCUCAGAUAAAAUCAUCUACCCAUGAAUCCCGCAAACAUAAGAAGUCAAAGAAGUCCCACAAAAAGAAGCAGAAAAAAAGGUCACACAAAAAACAGAAGAAAAGCAAGAAGGAAGCCAUAGAUAUAACAGCAGAUUCUUCAAGUGAGUUCUCAGAAGAAACUGGUGCUUCUAGUACCAGGAAAAGGAAGCAACCACAUAAGCGCAAGAAAAAAUCCAGAAAAAAGUCUCUCAAAAAACCAGUUUUAUUUUUAGGGACAGAAAGUCACACUUCCCAGUCAGAUGAUUCAGCAUCCAGUAGUUCUGAAGAAAGUGAGGAAAGAGACACUAAGAAAACCAAAAGGAAAAAGAGAGAGGAAAAAGUCCAUAUUCCUGUAGCUAACAAUGAAAUACAAAAAAGGACAAACAAACGCACAAAUUGGAAAGUGGCUACAGAUGAGAGAUCUGCUGAGAGCUCUGAGGAUGACUAAAUGGGAAAGAAAACAUUGUUUCCCACUUGACUCUGCAUAUUUACAGCUCUUAGGGGUUUUUGCUAAUGACUUCUUCAGCAUAGGGGGUCUGAAGUCAGAGCUGUUCUGUGCCAGCUAUACAUGUUUCGACAGACUCCUUGUCUUCUAUUUUGGCCUGUUAAACUUGAUCCCCUUUUCUUGUUAAUGGGAAAUCUGGUAUUUUGUUAUGAAGGUUUCUUGAAGAGAUUAUUUUUUGCAAUUAAUCACAUUUAGUGUAGAGUACAUAUAUAGCAAAUUAAAGGACCCAGAAAGCUAAAUCCAAUAUUGACCUGGGUACACCUACUGGAAUGUUGAAUUGGGGGAAAUUAAGGGCUGGGAUCAAGAAUUGGAUUGGAAGCAAUGCUAUGUGCAGUGGUUGGACAAGGGAACACUACGCUGCUCUCUGUCAUUUACAUAGUAGGUGUCAUAUCUAACUUGUCUCUAGCCUUGGUGCUUUGAUCCUUCAGUGUUUUGAUUCCACAGCUAUGGUCUAGUUUACUUAAUGAGGGAAUAGGCAUAAGAACAAAGCACUGCCUUUCAUGAUAAUAUCUACCGACAACUAUUAAAAGGGACUAGGGUUUUCUCAAAUUUCCUUAUAGCCCUAACAUCUGGUAAUUGGAUAGUAAAUGGUUUGGAGUUCCAUUGUUGUAUAUUGCCUAAAUGGACUUGUGUUUGAAAUUAUUUCUUCAGUUGUUGGCCGUGACAUCUAUUAAAUGGGAAGAAUUAGGAGUCAGUUAUGCUAAUUAUGUUCUGAAAGAGAUUCAGAGUGACAGCCAUCUAAGUCUUUUUUUUCUUUUUGGGGGAGGGGGCAGUAUUGAAGAUUGAACCCAGGGCCUUAUACCAGACAAGUGAUCUACCACUGAGCUAUACCCCCAGCCCUGUUGUCUUCCUUACUCAUUUCUAAUUCUAUUCAUUAAUUUUAUAUUUUCCCUGAAACUAAGUUGAAUCAGUUCCAAAAUGAAACAAGCUUCUCAGGGACAUACUCAACUUUUUUCUAGACAGCUUUUGGAUUAAAGUACCAAGUGGAGACCACAUUUUUUCCUUUUGCUAUACUGUGAUCCCUACUAUGUUAAUUCUUAAGAAACCAAAAUAUCACUGAAAGAAGGCUGGUAGAAUACAAGUGAAUUUUUCAUUAUGGGAGGGAAGGUAAAGUGACAGGUUAGUUUUUUUCCCUGGUUGUCAACUUCAUGAGCUGAGUAAAAAGCUUAGAAAGUCCAGUUAUUUGGUCUUGAUUCGGCUGAUAAUUGGUAGAGUUCUAGAGCAGGUUAAGUUAACCUCCCUGGCCUUACUUUCCUCAUGUGUAACAAAAUACUUCAUGGUAGUAUGAUAGUUCAAGACAUCAGCAAUAGAAUACAACUAUGAUGACAUUACAUGAAGUGGUAUUUUAAUAGUUCUUAGUUCUCUUUGUGGAACAGAUUUCUAAAUGCUUGGUUUUAACUUGCAUGGUUGGCUACAAGUGCCCUGUUCCUUCAUUAUGAGCAGGUGCUAUCUUUUGGGAUAUUUAUUUGAGAUAUUCUUUGGUACUCAAUUGUCAAUGUUCUCUGGUGUAUAUUUUUAUCCUUGGGAUAAGUGGAGGCCUACAAUGGGAAGAGUCUACACUACCUCUUAACCUUCGCAGGACAAGUGGAAUCUUUGUUGAAAAUUUUUACCAUGUAUUUUUUAAGCACUGUUUUUAUGCUCUAAAAGUACUGAUUCUUAAGCACAGAUACAGGAAAGUAGGCCAGUGGAAUAAAGCACCUCCAGGAAGAGGUGGGUCUGUUUGGGUCUUGAUCUUUCCCUCCACCCAUACUAACAGGCUUAACUUUUUCCCAGGGAAUACAUGGUUUUUUUGGGGUUUUUUGCCACAUCUAUUCUUGGCCAUGUAAAAGCAAUAAAGCUUUUUCUGUUCUUCA